AUGGCUACAAUUCCUAAUACAAAUCUUCAAACAGUGGAUGAUAAUGUCAAUACUAUAAUUAUUGAUGAUAAUAAAAAGAAACAAGAGGACGAGGCAAAAAAAUCAGCAUUAUUAUCAAAUGAUAGUGAUCAAGGUGGAAAAACAACACAAAAUAUCAAUGAUUUGAAUAAUAUCACACAAGUAAAUAGACUAUCAUCAGUAGAAUCUUCUAAUGAAGGAAAAAAGAAUGAAGGUGAAACGAUUGAAACAAUUGAGACAAUUGAACAAACGGAAGAAUAUGAAUCUUUACCUAUUUCUUCCACUUUAACUCAUGAUAAUACAACAAUAAUUGAAGAUAGAACAUCUUCCAACAUUUUAAAUAAUGAUGGUGAUAGUCAUAUAUCUGGAUUAGCAACAAUUGUUUCUGAGUCGAAUAAACAUCUAAGUAAACAUAGUUAUACUGGCUUUUUAAUUACAAAAGAUGAUUCAAAAUCUCUAACAAAUUUUCAACUUGAAAAAGCAAAAUAUUUUUUUAAUAUCAAUCUUGAUAUUGAAAAUAAAGGAUAUGUAACAUGGGAAGAUGUCGAAUUUUAUUUAUUAUUUCAUAUAACAGCUGCAGGAAAAGAAGGUUCAGAUGGUGGUGAUUUAGAAGCACGUUUAAGUCGAGCUACAAGAGCUUUUUGGGAACAUGUUCAUGAUCGAAUUCCAUUAGCUGAUGGAAAACGUAAUAUAUUAACAUUAGAUCAAUUUCUUGAUACAUGGGCUAGUCUUAUUGAUUAUGUUGUUCGAACAAAUCAAUUACCUUCAAUUGUUCAAGAUUUAGUUAAACUUGGUUUUGAAUUAUAUGCAACAGAUGAUAAUCAUGGACAACCAGCAACAAUUCAACCUAAUGCAUUUGAUCAACUUUUUCAAAAAAUGAAUUUAGGUCGACCACAUGCUAUUAUUGCAUAUAAAUUUCUUACCGAAAAUGAUACAAAACCAUUAGAUGUUGAUAAAAUUGAAUCACUUGUAAAAGCAGUGAUUACAUCUUCAGAUGAAGAACAUGAUUCACAUUUUCUUCUACCAGGUUUCUUUAAAGUAAUUGGCAAUCAUAAAAAUACUGAAAAAGAUAAGAUUAAUAAAUUAUCUCCAUCAAAUUCUGAUAAAGAACAAUCGGAAAUUAGUGAUAAUAUUUCAACAAAAUCAACUUCUCAAUCACAACAACCAAAUGUAUCAUCAUUUUCUGAAACACAACAAACACCGGGAACUUCUUCAUCAUCUGUACAAGAUAAAAAACAACCUCAUUCGAUUUCACAAACAGAGGAAGUAACCAUAACUUCUACAACAGAUCCAUCGACUAAUCAACAACAAAAUAUAAAUUCACAAUCUAUUAAAUCACCAAAGGCUGUUAUUCAGAAUGAAGAUGAAAAUAUUCGUCGACUUUUACGUUUUUAUCAUAUAGAUGAUGGUGAUAUUGUUGAAGUUGCUGAUGGUUCUGUACCACGUGUAGUUCUACUUCAUCCUGAACGACCUUUACCAGCUUAUAUUCAACAAAAUCCACAAUUAUUAAAAAAUAUACAAAAAAAUACGACAAAUGCUUCAGUUCUUCCACAAAAUGGAAUCAAUGUUCUACCUAAUCUAUUGCAUGGUAAUAAUACAAAAAAAGUUCCACAAAAACCUACAACUACAACUGAAACAAAACCAAAGGUAACAUUAGGAGAACGUUUAUCUCGUGGUGAAACACAAUCAGGUCCAACAAUACCGUUGCAUCAACAACAACGACAACAACAACAACAACAAGGACAUCCAUCAACAACACGUAUACAUCAAGUAUAUCCACAUAUAAGUGAUAUUCAACAAGAAGAACAAUUAAGACAAGCUAAACUUCAAGCAAAUCAAUCUAAUAAUGAUGAAAAAACGAUAAAAGAAGAAAUUUCAACAACAACAACUACUGAUACAUCAUCAACUAAACAAGAUAAAAAACAAGAAAAAAAAGAAUUAACUCGUGAAGAUGAAGAAAAAAUUGUUGCUGCUGUUUUAAAAAGAUUAACUCCAAUAGUCGAACAAAGAGUUGCAGAAGAAUUACGUCGUAUUCAAACUGGUGAAAUGGAUCAAUAUGACGAUGAAGACUUUAUGCCAUUUCCACUUAUGUUCAGUACUCGUGGUGCUCCUAUAUUUAUUCCUCCACAUAGAGGUUCAUCACAAGGAUUUAGACCACCACAAUCACAACAACAACAAAGUUCUCAACAAGAUACAGCAGAUUCUAGACAACAACAACAUCAAGCAAAUUUACCCAGAGAAGAUGAAUUUGUUGGACUACCACCAGGUGCUGCUUUCAUACCUCCUCCAAUAUUUAUGGCUAUGAUGACUGAUUUUGCAAGAGGAGGCAUGGGAGGUGAAAUACCUGUUUUUUCAUCAAACAUGCCACCUUCAGCUCAGGGUCCAGGUGGUAUUCCUACAGGCCUUGAAGGUUUUAUGAUGUUUGUAGAAGAUGAACCGAUAAUAGGUGUUCCACCUGGUUAUCCACUACGUCCUGAACCACGCUUUUAA
This is a messenger RNA of Rotaria sordida, 2508 nucleotides long. The record is from the annotation of a GenBank genome assembly. Lineage: Eukaryota; Metazoa; Rotifera; Eurotatoria; Philodinida; Philodinidae.